UCCUCGUUUCUCCAUCGUCCCUGCAGACAGCCGACUUUGGUGGGCUCGGUGGCACUGGGAGACCCUUUGACGUCGGCCGUGCCUGUGGAACCGGUCUAUGACAGUGUUCCCGACGGCCUUUGUGACGACGAGGAGGCCAGCUGCUGCGUCGACGAUGACAUGAGCCGAAAGCGGAACGAGAAGAAUGCAGACGUUGACGCGGAGGGUGACAACAAUACGGAGGCCUGGAUUAGUCGCUUGCAGCCUCGGCAAGCGUUUGAUCCUCAUCGCCAACAGACCGAGGAGAUGGCAGUUGCCCGCAUCCCCUGGCCCUCUCCGCCAUCGCUGCCUCCUCCCUCCCGAUCGCCGUCACCCGCCAGAUCCAACUGGUCUGGACAGCAGCUCAGCAACAGCGACAAUCGAAUGCAGAACAGACCUCUCGGAGGUGAUGCUGCCGACAGUGCUUCGCUGCCUACCAACCGGCGCAGAUCGCAACAGUGCGAAAAGUCUGAGAAAACCGGCUCGUCGGAGGGCAACCAGAGCGUGGAACGACCAUCGAAUAGGCAAGUUCACCGGUCCGAAACCCACAGAACGGUCACGGAUUCGUUGAUCGUCUCGGAGACCCGUGCUGGCAGGCGAUUGGGUGCCGCUCGGGGCCGUGGAGCAGUGCUCACGACAACGGCUCAUGUGCAGCUUCACAAGCCCUGUCGUGUUGUGCCGGGAGAAUGCAAAGAGUCUGUUGGCAACUUGAACGGGACAUCAGAAACGCUUCAGGUAGGCACGAGAAGGCAAAUGCAGUCGAGACCCUCACGACGCAACAGAAGCGGGCAAAUUUGUCACAAAUCGCUUAAAUAUAUGAAGACCAAGAUGUUGUGGCCUCUGGUUUGGUCGCAGUCUCCUUUCGAUUGA
Messenger RNA from Protopolystoma xenopodis, 888 nucleotides. Lineage: Eukaryota; Metazoa; Platyhelminthes; Monogenea; Polystomatidea; Polystomatidae. The record is from the annotation of a GenBank genome assembly.